Molecule: messenger RNA, 2446 nt
Organism: Orcinus orca (killer whale)
Lineage: Eukaryota; Metazoa; Chordata; Mammalia; Artiodactyla; Delphinidae
Gene: FICD
Product: FIC domain protein adenylyltransferase
Exons: 4
Coding region: 1030-2406 (458 amino acids)
Molecular function (GO): protein binding
Source: RefSeq, a predicted model, not a curated record
CUUUCUAUAAGAAGAUGGAAGAAUGUAGGCUCAUUGAAAUUGUUCCUUUGAUAUGCAUCUUAAUUAUCUAGGACCAGUAUCCUGUUUUUUUCCAUCUUGAGUUCCACCUAGGGCACACAAACCCUCUGGGCAGCUGCAACGUAGGAUGGCUUGAGGGAUGGCCAUAAUCCAUUGUCUACCAGAAUGGCAGGCAAAGUUCUUUGCUUGCCGAAAUGGCAGGCAACAUUCUUUGCCCACACCGGGAAGCAAGAGAACCAGCCAGGCUCUUCUCAAGAGGAUGUAAAUUUAAAAGUCAGGAGGAAAAGAAGGUGAGAGACGGGAGAAGAGGGCAACCCUGGUAGGACAGAGAGGAGGCUGAGAACGCUGGGUGUUAAGUCAGACUAACAGGGUGGACAGCUGUAAACCAUCAGCAUUCUCACUUUACACCUAAGGAAACUGAGCCCCAGGGGACUGCGAGAGGGGCCCGCGGAAGGAAGAAACUUAAGGGAAAGACAGUUGGAACUUCGAGUUUUCAGGCCGUACCCAGAGCGCCCCAAAACCGCAUAGGCGGGGAUUUUCCGCACCUGGGGCUCCCGCUUGUCGCUCACGCCCCGCCUCUCCUAUUGCUUAUUGGUCCUUUCGGGCACGAGACCAAUACAGGAGUCAGCCAAUGGGAGUGGCCCACGGCGCGUCUUUCCCGGGAAAGCGGAGGCAGAGCGGGAACCCGGAAAUGCGAGGCGCAGACAAAUUGAGGAAGCCAAUACGCUGCGAAGAGGAUGGCGGGCCGGCCAAUGGAGAGUCGCCGAGGGCGGGGCCACGGGCUGACGGCAAAGGUCUCCGGAGCCGGCGGCUAGCCGAGACUGCGAGUGCUGAGAAGGCGACAGCAGAGCAGGGCCCGGUAGUGGCGCGAGGUUGUCUGGGAAUUGACUUGCUCUCUGUGUAUCAGUUUCUCUCGUCUGUAAAGUGGAGCCUAGGGGCUGCUUUCCUCCGUGAGGUGGUGAGGGAUCCUGCCACUGUGGACAUGUGCAAGGGGCCCACCCCUGGGUCCAGAUGACACUCAUGUCGAUGGCUUCAGUGAUGGCAGUGACUGAACCAAAAUGGGUCUCAGUCUGGGGCCGCUUCCUGUGGGUGAUACUGCUGAGCAUGGCGCUGGGCUCCUUGAUGGCCCUGCUGCUGCCGCUGGGGGCCAUGGAGGAGCAGUGUCUGGCUGUCCUCAAAGGCUUCUACCUGCUCAGGAGCAAGUUGGACAGGGCCCAGCCUACUGUCACCAAGUGCACCAGACCAUCCACGGAGCUCAGUGUCACCUCCAGGGAUGCAGCACCGCUGGUGGUCAAGACCAAGGCCUCUGCAGCCAGCAAGUUAGAAGCUAAAGCAGCUUUGAACCAAGCCCUGGAAAUGAAACGCCAGGGCAAGCGGGAGAAAGCCCACAAGCUCUUCCUGCACGCCCUCAACAUGGACCCGGGCUUCGUGGACGCGCUCAAUGAGUUCGGCAUCUUCUCAGAAGAGGACAGGGACAUCAUCCAGGCUGACUACCUGUACACCAGAGCACUGACCAUCGCGCCCCACCACAAGAAGGCGCUGGUCAACCGCGACCGCACGCUGCCGCUGGUGGAGGAGAUUGACCAGCGGUACUUCAGCAUCAUCGACAGCAAAGUGAAGAAGGUCAUGUCCAUCCCCAAGGGCAACUCGGCACUGCGCCGGGUCAUGGAGGAGACGUACUACCACCACAUCUACCACACAGUGGCCAUCGAAGGCAACACUCUCACCCUCUCAGAGAUCAGGCACAUCCUGGAGACCCGCUACGCCGUGCCGGGGAAGAGCCUGGAGGAGCAGAAUGAGGUCAUCGGCAUGCACGCGGCCAUGAAGUACGUCAACACGACGCUGCUCUCCCGCAUCGGCUCUGUCAGCAUCAGCGACGUGCUGGAGAUCCACCGGCGGGUGCUGGGGUACGUGGAUCCCGUGGAAGCUGGCCGCUUUCGCACGACCCAGGUCCUGGUGGGCCACCACGUCCCGCCCCACCCUCAGGAGGUGGAGAAGCAGAUGCAGGAGUUCAUACAAUGGCUCAACUCGGAGGACGCCAUGAACCUGCACCCGGUGGAGUUUGCGGCCCUGGCCCACUAUAAACUCGUCUACAUCCACCCCUUCAUCGACGGCAACGGCAGGACCUCGCGCCUGCUCAUGAACCUCAUCCUCAUGCAGGCGGGCUACCCGCCCAUCACCAUCCGCAAGGAGCAGAGGUCCGAGUACUACCACGUGCUGGAGGUGGCCAACGAGGGCGACGUGAGGCCGUUCAUCCGCUUCAUUGCCAAGUGCACGGAGACAACCCUGGACACCCUGCUCUUUGCCACCACAGAGUACCCUGUGGCACUGCCAGAGGCCAGACCCAACCACUCUAGGUUCAAGGAGACGCUGCCUGUGAAGCCCUAACGCUCUAAAUCCUCCCUUGGUGGCAAAGGAUGUCCCGGGG